AUGCGGUACUUUAUCCAUGCUUUGAGCUGUCUUACUCUGGUUCAAGCUCAACGCUCGACCCAAUACCCUGCACGAAAUCUUUGGAAUCCAUUGAGCCCGGAGGAGUUGCAAAGCAUCGCUUCUUGGUUGCGAGAGCAGCCAGAUCCAGAAUUGAACACAUCAGGACCACCAAGUGUUUCGUCGAACGGCAUUUUCUCUAUCGCAUUGCAACAUCCGAACAAAUCUGACGUUUUGGAUUUCUUGCAAAACGGCCGUCCCGCACCAUCGCGUUAUGCUCGGGCGGUUCUUGGGUAUCAAGACGCUGAGGGGCCAUAUCUUGCCGAAUUGUUGGUCGGUCCCCUUCCUAUAUCAGACAGAACGAUUAUUACUCCGCUGGAGUAUCCCUUAACUCGAAAGACAGGAGCGAAGGUCCGUGACCUUUAUGGUAUCGGCUCGAGUCUCGAAGCAUGGAAAUAUCGCAUCGGGCGAUCGGUCGCUGACGUGACAUUGUUCUUGCUGGGGGGCGUGGUGACUGGGAGUGGCAACGAUACUCUGCAGAUCAUACAAAGCAAUCCCUACGGACAAGAGAAAGACGGCCGUCUGGUGACUUGGUUCAAUUUCAAAGCCAAAAGCUCCACGGGCUUCGACUCUGGAACGCUCCUCCCAUCAGCGUUGUCAUUUCAAGCAGACAUUACAAACAGAAACUCGGAACACUGGGAGAUCCUGCAAUGGGUGUACGACGACAAAUCCUACCCAACGGCCGACGAACUACGAGAAGCAUGUUUCGCACCUGAAUUCGAGAGACUGGGUAUGAAUUUUGACGGAAAUUGGACGAGUACAGAUCAGCAAGGAGCGCCUUUACCCAUGGAACAUCUGCCACCACCUAUUAGUUCAAGCACGAUUGAGCCUCGAUACCUGUAUGAUAAAGAUCAAGGCUCGCUUUCUUGGAUGGGAUUCACUUUCUUCUUGAGCUUCAACGCAGAGACUGGGCUCGGACUGUUUGACGUUCGGUACAAGAAUACUACAGUCUUGUAUGAGCUGAGUCUACAAGAGUCAUUGGCUCACUAUGCUGGGAACGACCCUUACCAGGCCAACUUUGCUGCAUUAGACUCGACCAACGGCGUCGGCAGUUCUGCUACGCCACUUAUUGCCGACUACGAUUGCCCAGCGCAUGCCACCUAUCUGAACACGACCAUGUUCACAUAUGGCAACUUGAUCACGAGGCCUAAUUCCAUAUGCAUAUUUGAGCAAGCUGCUGAUGUGCCACUUCAGCGGCAUGCGGCUCCCCAAUAUACGACCGUGACCAGAAACAGCCAUCUGAAGAUUCGCUGGUGCAGCACAGUCGGCAAUUAUGAUUUCGUGUUUACUUACAGCUUCUCCAUGGACGGCACUGUUGAGGUUGAAGUUCAUGCGUCUGGAUCUAUCUUUGCCGCGCACUCUGCUCACAACGAGGAUUAUGGCUAUCGGAUUCAUGACCAUCUCGUGGGAUCCAUGCACGAUCACAUUUUCAAUUUCAAAGCCGAUUUUGACGUCCUUGGACGGGCGAAUACUAUUCAGCUCACAAAGGUGGCACCGGCUGUCAAGGCAUACUCCUGGUCUGGAGGAGAGCAGCGGAAUUCAAUGCGACUAGAACGGUCCAUGGUUCGAUCAGAGGAUAAUAGCAGUCUGAAUUGGGACGCUAAUGAUCAAACUAUGCUUGUGGUGCUCAACCAAGACGAAAAGAACGACUUCGGGGAGUACAGAGGCUGGAGGAUCCACAAAGGCGCUGGUGCUUCCCAUCUAACGAUCAGCGACAGCCCUGUCGUAGCAAAUGCCGUGCACUGGGCGAAACACGAUGUCCACGUCACAGCGCAGCACGACUCCGAGCCACGGUCUGCACACUUUCUCAAUGCUUUCGAUGUUUACAACCCUCCGGUGGACUUUGAAGAGUUCUUUAAUGGCGAACCGCUUGAACAAAAUGAUCUUGUCGUUUGGUUCAACCUUGGUAUGCAUCACAUUCCGACAACCUCGGACCUUCCGAACACGCUUACUUCUGUCGGCCGCUCGAGUAUUAAAUUUCUUCCGCAUGAUUUGUUCUCGGCUGGACAAAGUCGGCAGACUAUCAACAGGAUAAGGGUCAACUACGAUGGCGACCGAGUGAGUGGUAUCGAAACAUUUGGUCAGCCUGAAUCUGAGCCUGCAGCCUGUCAAAACGGGGAAAGUGCUGCUGUGUAA
Cercospora beticola is the source of this 2193-nucleotide messenger RNA. RefSeq lists its product as uncharacterized. Gene Ontology annotation, cellular component: plasma membrane. NCBI's taxonomy places the organism in Eukaryota, Fungi, Ascomycota, Dothideomycetes, Mycosphaerellales, Mycosphaerellaceae. The record is from RefSeq and is a predicted model, not a curated record. Gene Ontology annotation, molecular function: copper ion binding; primary methylamine oxidase activity; quinone binding. Gene Ontology annotation, biological process: amine metabolic process.